AUGAAAGAUGCGGUAGUGAAUUUCGUUGGAGAUAAGGCGAGGACCCUUACUGAUAUCGCAAAGAAGCAAGUCAUGGAGAAAACGGGAAUGCCAGAAUGGGGUUUCGUCAUCUUCGGAAUAUUGUGCUUGGCAAUUGUGCUUUGCUGUGCAUUCGUUUGUAUUCGCAAGUUGUUCGGUAAGAAGCGACAUGGUGAUAAGAACAAAAAGAGUCUGAAAGGAUUUUUCGGUGGGAAAGGCGCUGAUUUGGUCACAAUCGAUAAAGCAAAAUUACAACCCGACCUUGAGGCUCUCGAAGAAAAUAUGGAAGAAAACGAGAAAGAGCAAGCGGAACAAAAGGAAGAGGUCAAAUUGGGGAGAAUUCAGUACAAACUGGAUUACGAUUUUCAGCAGAAUCAGUUAGCAGUCUCGGUGAUUCAAGCUGAAGACCUUCCUGGCAUGGACAUGAGCGGUACUUCAGAUCCAUAUGUCAAACUCUAUUUACUCCCAGAGAAGAAAAAGAAAGUGGAAACAAAAGUUCACAGAAAGACACUGAAUCCAGUUUUCAAUGAGACAUUCAUCUUCAAGGUGCCAUUCAAUGAAAUAACGAACAAGACAUUGGUAUUCGCCAUUUAUGAUUUCGAUCGAUUCUCGAAACAUGAUCAAAUCGGACAGGUUUUGAUUCCACUCGGUAAAAUUGAUCUUGGCCAAGUGAUUGAGGAAUGGAAAGAUAUUGCUCCACCACCAGACGACAAAGAAGCUGAAAAGAGUCUCGGCGACAUCUGCUUUUCACUGAGGUACGUUCCAACGGCUGGAAAAUUGACUGUUGUUAUACUGGAAGCGAAAAAUCUCAAAAAAAUGGAUGUGGGUGGACUUUCAGAUCCGUACGUGAAAAUCGUUCUGCUGCAAGGAGGUAAACGUUUGAAAAAGAAGAAAACAAGUAUUAAGAAAUGUACACUCAAUCCAUAUUACAAUGAAUCGUUUUCAUUCGAAGUUCCUUUCGAACAGAUUCAGAAGGUUUCGUUAAUGAUCACUGUGAUGGAUUACGAUAAGCUUGGUUCGAAUGACGCGAUUGGUCGAUGCUUAUUGGGUUGCUCAGCAACUGGUGCUGAGCUAAGACACUGGAUGGAUAUGUUGGCAAGUCCGCGUCGACCGAUUGCUCAGUGGCAUACAUUAGGACCUGUUGAAGAUCCAGAAAAAUCUUAG
Anisakis simplex (herring worm) is the source of this 1182-nucleotide messenger RNA. Lineage: Eukaryota; Metazoa; Nematoda; Chromadorea; Rhabditida; Anisakidae. The record is from the annotation of a GenBank genome assembly.